GUGUAGCCGAGGCAAUGAAUCCUAUGUUGGAAGCGGACUGCACAUCGCGGUGCCGUUCGACCCGCUGUGCUUCCAACCUGAUCUCAGUGGUCACUCGCGGGACCCCGCAUCAGAUCAAAACCUACUUCACCAGAGGCUGCCGGAAUGCGGCCCACGUGGCAGACAAGUUUGGCCGCACGGCCUUGCACAUGGCGGCGUCCUGCGGCAAAUUCGAGAUCAUUGAUUGGCUGCUGAGAGAGAGGCAUGCCGGUCUGGGGGCCGAGGAUCUGGAAUCUGGCUGGACGGCUCUUCACAGGAGCAUCUUCCAUGCUCAGGUGAUAGCGGCUGUGUACCUGAUCAAUCAUGGGGCGAGUCUGGAGAAGCAUGACAAUGAGGACUUGACUCCCUUAGAGAUUGCCAUGAAGGAUCACCCGCGAUACGCAGACUACGACCUUAGGGGACCCACUCAGGUGUACUCGUGGGGCAGCAACGCCAACUUCACCCUUGGCCACGGCGGAGGGAAGAGCCGUAGCCAGCCAGACAUUGUGGAUCAGUUUGGUAAAGAUGGACUGAGCAUCAAGCAGGUCGUAAUGUCCAAGUUCCACACUGUCUUCUUGACCCGCCAAGGCAUGGUCUUCACCUGUGGGCACGGCCAGGGGGGACGUCUGGGCCAUGGCAACGAGGAGGUUUGCCUGAGGCCACACCCGGUAGCGGCGCUGGCGGGGAAGGUGUGUGAGUUUGUGGCUGCAGCCAGGGACCACACUAUGUUCCUCAUGGAAGAUGGCACGGUGUUCUCCUGUGGCCAGAACAGCCAUCACCAGCUAGGCCAUUCCUCCAUGGGUGUCAAGGCCCUGACGCCCAAGUUCAUCUCCAGCAAACAGAUCAAGCACAAGACCAUGCUAGGCGUGGCCGCUGGUCGGUUCCAUUCCGUCUUGCAUACAAAGGAGGAAGUCUACACCUUUGGAUUGAAUGCUGGGCAGCUGGGUCAUGUCAAAGGUGAGAAGUACAUUGUCUCGCCGCGUCAUGUGACCACCUUGCAUCAUGACAAGGUGGAGCUGACCCACAUAGCUACCAGUGAUGCCGCCACAGUGUGUGCAACCAAGGCUGGUGAUAUCUAUGUGCUGAACGAGUACCAGUGUCGCAAAGUUGCUUCAAAGCAACUGAACUUAAUGAAGAUUGUCGCCAGCGGUGGCACCCUGGACUCCGAUCUCAGUGAUGGAACGCUACAGAAGGAAGGAGGGACAGAGCUGAUUCUGUUGGUCUUGAAACAGAGUGGUCAGGUGUACAACUGGCGGUCAAGCAGUCGCACCUUGAGACGCUGCACCUGGACCCGCAAGCGCCAGAUCUUUAUGUCAGACGUCGCGCUGAGCCGUCAAGGGGUUCUGUUCUGCACAGAAGAAGGGGAGGCGUUCCACGGAAGGUUCCUCGGGAGGAAGCCUUCAUCGUCAAGUCACAUCAAAGAUUCCUCCCCACACCCAGCCUUUCCUCCACCCCCUCGUGACACCACCCAAUCCAAGGAUUGGUCUUGUGACCACGAGGAGAUGGACCGUGUUAGUCUCAACAGACUACCUGUCAUUCAUAGAGCCAUCAGAGUGGCGUGUGGCCCUAACGGACUCAACUUUGCUGUGCUGCAAGCUGACCCUAAAGCAAGUUUGACUGAGGUUCCUUCUGUCAGCCCGUCGCUGAUGGUGAAACACUUGUCCCAGCUUCUCACAGAUGCUGACACAUCAGAUCGUAUCCAUGAUGUUGUACUUAAGGUUGGACAUCACUCCAUCGCAGCCCACAAAUACAUUCUCGCUCUUCGCAGUGACUUCUUUCGCCGCCUCUUCCUUCAGACUCCGCCCCCAAACACUGACAACUCUCCUGACGCAACUGAACCAUUUGACCCCUUCUCACCCGAUUCCCAAGAAAUCCAUGACGUCUCAGAUAAGACGGACCACAACACACUAAUGCAUCUACUGCAGUACAUUUACACAGACACUUGCGAUGUGUUCAAACCAGACUUCAAUUUGAAAUCCUUCCCUGGAGUGUUUCAAAAUCUAGACUCUGUUUUUGACGUCGCUGAUGAUUUGAGCAAUUUAAAAAUCACUGAUAAGAACAGGCAUAGGUCCGCUUACGGAGUGUAUAAGGAACACAAGGAGAAGAAGGGACGGAAGGAGGCGGGGAAGAAAUCAAAGAAAGGGGGCGGGACAAAGAACGAAGGCGAUGCAAUGGUCCAUGUGUGGAGUUUGAUCGAUGUCGCCAAGAAAUUUGGUGUGCCAUCUCUUGUGAAGAGACUGGACCAGGUGAAAUUCAAAGAUGGCCGCCUGCAGAAUUUUCGCCCCAGCACCAAGCCUCUUCGAUUCAAUCGCAGACAACUGUCACAGCUGUGUGACGUGGUGCUGUGCUCUGAGGAAGGCACGCUAUUCCCCUGCCACAAGUGUGUUCUGGUUGCCAGACUGGAGUACUUUCAGAGCAUGCUGGGGUCUGGCUGGAUCGAGGCCAGUUCCAGCGAUCCUUUAAAGAUGCCACUUCCAGCACCCAUCCUGUCCAUCCUGCUUGAGUAUAUCUACACUGAUGAUGCUCCCUCAGUCAGAACAGCCACUGACGUUGAGUUGCUGUGUAACACUCUAACCACAGCUGAUCAACUCCUGAUUGGUCGACUGAAGGAAAUAUGCGAGGUGGCACUUGUUGACCUAAUUUCUCUGAGGAACGUAGCAGAGCUCCUCCAGUUUGCCUCCAUCUACCAAGCCAACCAAUUCAAGCAGACCUGCCAUCAGUACAUCGGUCUCAACCUGGCCUGUCUCCUAGAAGCGAGGGCGCUAGAGAUACUCAGCAAUGAUGUACUGUUGGAACUCACCAAGGCUUACAAAGAUAUGAUACCGUCCAUGGCAUAUCGCACCAUCGCACCAUACCAAGAAGGCCCAGACAUCAGCCACAUCGAAGAAGAACCCUCUACAGAGGUGUCCAAUCCUACCAAUGUCAAAGGUCAAGAGGUUGCAGGAAGUCACAUGAUCAACUUUGACCCGGGGGACUUUGAUCAGAUCAUCAAGAAGGCCAAAGCAAAGAGGAAAGCCGGCCGUAGGACCAGCACGGGAAAGCGGAAAAGUUUGUCGUUCAGUGAGUCUGGAGAAAACACACGUAUACUACCUGAUGUGAUACCUAGAACGGUUGCCAUGGAAAUGGAUGACUUGACCCUAGCAACUGAUGCAAUCCAUGAAGGAGGAACUGAGCAGGGCGAUAGCUCCACUAGUGCAAGUUCUGUUUCCUCCCCGACUGGCCCUCCAAAGGUUGACAUCAUCACAGAUCUUGAUAAACAACAACAGGAAGUUACAAAGGAUUCUGGGAAUGGUACAAUGAAAUCCUUGUCAACCGACCCUAGCAACCAUGAUGUCACCUCGUUGGGAGCACAAAGUCCUCCAGGGAGAUGGAUACAGAAAGGCUGGGCAGAAAGCACUGUGGAUGAGACAAAGAAAAGUCUGAAGACACCAGAGAAGAGCAUUAGCAAAGAUGAGAUACAGUCUAAAAGUUGGCAGAGUCCCAGCAUGCCAGAUGUCACCGGUCCAGACCUACGCAGCAUCAUGCAGUCAGAGGCAUCUCGGUCUGCGUCAUCCAAGAAAUCCCAGCUAGCCUCGAGAAUGACGACACCGAUAGCCAAGAAGUCCCAGAAGCAGCGAAAGCGAGAACAAGAGAGGGCAGCAGAUGGCGUGACGUCACCGACUCCUGUCUCACCAGUGGAGAAAUCUGUUCCAGCCUGUCCAUGGGGUAGUACAGCCAAGACAGUACAAGCAUCGCCGUCAUCCUUCAGAGAGGUGCAGAUGGAGGAACAGAGGAGGCUCAAGGGAAAUAUGACGGUAUCCAUGGCAACCUCACCGCCUGCUAAAUCCAGAAGUCCGGAGCAGUUCAGUUUUGGUAUUGUGUCUCGCUCAAGAAGAGUUUCUGAUAACGACUCAAGAAGAGUUUCUGAAAACGAGGUGACCCUGCCGAGUGAAACACCUCAAGAAGCAAGUGCCAAAGAAGCGCCUGAAAACCCUUGGCAUCACCGCGCCACUUCACCCCCAACCACCCAAGUCAGCCUCUCCGAGAUCAUCAAGACGGAAACGGAAGAGCGAGAGACGCUGGCCAGGACCCUCAAGAAACCGUUCUCUCUCAUCCAGAUUGAGGAAAAGGCUAUUGAGGAACUGCGGGCAUUCUACAACACAGCAGAUAGAGCUGAUGAGUACAUCACGGUGGAAAGGGCCACCAAUGUUGUAGCCACGCCCCUUUGGAGGAAGAGCAAAGAUGGCAGCUGACAGUAGUCUCUUUGGUUUGACAGUACGGCUGUGUGCAAAUCACUGGACUAUGGCUGGCACUAAUGCAUGUGUCUAUGGGAAGUGGAUUCAGUGGCUUCCAUAGAUGCAUGUAUCUAAUGUCUAGCUAUAGACGUGUCCAUACAAGCAUAUCUAUGGCUAAGGCUAUUUACUGUAGUGUUUUAAUUGCAAAAUUGAAGCAAAGCCACACUAUACAUGAUUUGAAGAUGGCUGAUUUAAAUUUUCUACAAGAGAAGAGUUUUCACCCGAUGUGCAAAUAUCUAUCCCUGGAAGCAAAAUUUUAUCUUGAAACUUGCAGUGAUGUAUACAUUUUUGACUUCCAACGACAUUUUGAGAGACAUGAUUGAACAUUGAAAGAUUGAAUUUUGUUCGGCUUAAAGUUCUAUAUAAUUAAAAAAACUGUGGAAGUAAAGAAUGUUGUAAAAAUCAGUAUUUUUUUCAGAUUUCCUGAUGUAAAUGUUUGUAAACUGUAAGUACCAAAGAAGCUAACUUAAAAAGUGGAGAUUGUUACAAAAUUUCGCCUCUGCCUUAAAACGUGAAUUAACAUGCAACUCAAUAUUUCAGUAUUUAAGAAAAGAUGGCCAAACCUUGAAUGAUGAAUUGAGUUGUGAUAAAAUUGCUGUUUCUUGAAUAGAUUCUCUAUUAUCAACUCAAAAGGAGAUUUUAAUGAUGACAUUGAGUUGUGAUCUUGAAAUAAAAGAAUGUUAGCGCAUCAGUACCGGCUUCUUACAAUGCAACAUUUGUAGUUGUCUAAUUGAAAAUGGAAAAGAAGUUGGGCAGA
Patiria miniata (bat star) is the source of this 5049-nucleotide messenger RNA. It is a transcript of the gene ibtk, whose product is annotated as inhibitor of Bruton tyrosine kinase-like. The transcript has 19 exons. Gene Ontology annotation, molecular function: protein binding. Bases 15 to 4250 code for a protein of 1411 amino acids. The record is from RefSeq and is a predicted model, not a curated record. NCBI's taxonomy places the organism in Eukaryota, Metazoa, Echinodermata, Asteroidea, Valvatida, Asterinidae.